UUCAUCCAAAACGAGUUACAACUUAUAACACUAAAGCUCCAGUAGUUUGAAGUAUGAGUAAGUGCUAAAUAUUUUCAAGAACAACAAAUUGUGGUGACAUCAGUUAAAGAAGCGCACCAGGUGUCAUUUUCAGCACCUUGGAGAGGGACACGACUCAAUAUUCAAAACCACGUAGUUUUUACAGUUUAUUUUUUUAAUUUGCUUCAUUUAACUUAAACAAAUUAACUUCUUACAUUACCUUUCACGUUCCCCAAUUAUAUGCCAUUUUAUUUCCCAGUUAACUGCAGUAUCAAACAUCCCCGUCCAAUCACAGGAGAAGUGUUCCUUAUCAUGUUUCCAUUUAUUUUGCAAAUUUCAGCUGCAAUUCGAUUUGAUGAACUCACAGUGCCGCUGUUGGCCAGUUUGUAUCAGAUUUACUGCAGACUCUUUGUACCUCCCAUCGUGUCUUUAUUUCAGAGAGAGAAAAAGACAGAAGCAACGCGCACUGUCUGGAUUUUACCGGAGAUAUUGUUCAUCGAAUCCAUUUUCAAGCCAGGAAUAUACUUAAAAGGCUGAGUUGACGAUUAAAUUGGGGACCACGAUUGUCCAAAAGGCGCUGGUGGUUUAAACUGGGAUCACGUCGGACAGAACAAUGAGGGGACACGUACUGCUGCUGUUGUCGGUCCUCUCCCUCCGCCCGGCGCUCGGUCAGGUCAGCUAUUCCAUUCCUGAGGAAAUGCCCAAAGGUUCUCUCGUUGGAAACAUGGCAAAGGAUUUUGGCUUAGACGUAAAAAGACUGAAAUCGGGUAAAGCUCGCAUUUUCACUCCAGACAGUGACGAAUAUAUUGAGCUGAAUAACGAGAGAGGAGUCCUCCUCAUCAAAAAUAGAAUAGACCGAGAGGCGCUCUGUGGACAAACGACGCCUUGCGCUUUGCAUUUUCAGAUAAUAUUAGAGAAUCCGAUGGAAUUUUACAGCGUGACUAUUGAAGUCACAGAUGUUAAUGAUAACCCUCCGUCCUUCGAAAAGAACGACGUCAGAUUCAAAAUAAGUGAAUCCGCUGUUGGUGGGGCGAAAUUCAUAUUAGAUCGUGCAGCUGAUCCUGAUGUAGGCUCUAAUGGACUGCAAACAUAUAGACUUCAGCCGAGAGAUAAUUUUAAUAUUAAGUUACACGAUCAAGCAGAUGGAACGAAAAAUGUUGAAAUGAUCUUAGAGAAACCUCUUGACAGAGAAAAGCAUGAACACUUGUCUUUGGUUCUGACGGCGGUGGAUGGGGGCGAGCCGCAGAUGACCGGAACAAUGCAGAUUCUAAUCACUGUUUUAGACGCUAAUGAUAAUCCCCCGGUUUUUACGCAGCCAAUUUAUAAAGCAUCGAUUAAAGAAAAUUCACCUGUAGGAACAGUAGUAGUUACAGUUACUGCAACAGAUGCAGACCAGGGAACGAAUGGUAUAGUCACUUAUUCAAUUUCAAGUAUAUCAGAUCACGCCCGCGGUCUAUUUGAAGUAAAUAAUGAAAGUGGUGAAAUUCGACUGAAAGGAAACAUUGACUAUGAAAAAGCUCGAACAUUUCAGAUAAACGUUCGUGCAAGUGACGAGGGAGGACUAGCUGACUCCUGUAAAGUGAUGAUCGACGUCACUGACAUGAAUGACAAUAAACCCGAUAUUCAUAUAAUGUCGAAAUCAAACGUGAUAUCAGAAAAUUCCGAACCCGAUACAGUUGUGACAAUGAUAAAUAUUAAGGACGCAGACUCGGGUGACAAUGGUAAAGUCCAGUGUACUAUGAAUGAUAAUAUUCCUUUCGUUAUGAAGUCAACAACCAAUCAUUUCUACAGCUUAGUGACAGACAGUGAGUUGGACCGAGAGAGAGCCUCUGAGUAUAAUAUAACAGUGACGUGCUCUGAUGAGGGAGUGCCCUCCCUCUCCAGCAGCGUCACUCUCACCUUACAGAUCUCUGAUGUGAAUGACAACGCGCCUGUCUUUGAGAGCAGCUCAUAUGAGGCCUACAUUGUAGAGAACAACACACCAGGUCUCUCGAUAUUCACAGUGAAAGCCAGAGACGCUGACUGGAACCAGAAUGCCCGAGUUUCUUACAUACUGGAGGACUCCUCUGUUAACGGAGUGCCAGUCUCCUCAUACGUGUCGGUUAGUGCUGAUAGUGGAGUCAUCCAUGCAGUGCGCUCUUUUGACUACGAGCAGAUCAAAGAUUUCCAGUUCCGGGUCAAAGCUCAGGACGGAGGCUCUCCUCCUCUCAGUAGUAAUGUGACAGUGAAAGUACUGAUCCAGGACCAGAACGACAACCCCCCUCAGGUCCUGUACCCAGUCCAGACUGGUGGCUCUCUGGUGGCUGAGAUGGUGCCUCGUUCAGCAGAUGUGGGCUAUCUGGUCACUAAAGUGGUGGCUGUUGAUGUGGACUCUGGACAGAAUGCCUGGCUCUCCUACAAACUGCAGAGAGCCACCGACAGGGCGCUGUUUGAAGUGGGCUCACAGAAUGGAGAAAUCAGAACGAUCCGUCAAGUGACUGAUAAAGAUGCAGUGAAACAGAGACUGACUGUGAUAGUGGAGGACAACGGGCAGCCCUCUCGUUCAGCUACAGUCGUUGUUAACGUGGCGGUGGCGGACAGCUUCCCUGAAGUGCUGUCGGAGUUCACUGACUUUACUCACGACAAGGAGUACAACGACAACCUGACUUUUUACUUAGUGUUGGCUCUGGCUGUAGUCUCCUUCCUCUUCAUCACGUGUCUAGUGGUUAUUAUCUCAGUGAAGAUCUACAGGUGGAGACAGUCUCGCGUCCUGUAUCACUCCAAUCUCCCUGUGAUUCCAUAUUAUCCACCACGUUACUCAGACACUUUGGGGACAGGGACUCUCCAACACGUGUACAACUACGAGGUGUGCAGGACGACUGACUCCAGAAAGAGUGACUGUAAGUUCGGCAGAGCUGGUAGUCAGAACGUGCUGAUCAUGGAGCCCAGUUCUACAGGGACGAUGCAGAGGAUGCAGAGUGAAAAGAGCAUCCUGGAUGAACCAGACUCUCCUCUAGAGCAAAAGCCCCCCAACAACGACUGGCGCUUCACACAGGGACCGAGACCUGGACCUAGCGGACCCCACAUGCCGUACGGUACACACAUACGAUGGACGCCGCAGAGUGGGAAAAGGGCUACUGGAGGACCUGAGGUUGCCAUGGGAACUGGUCCCUGGCCCCAGCCCCCGACUGAGGCUGAGCAGCUCCAGGCCCUGAUGGCUGCAGCGAACGAAGUGAGCGAGGCUACUGCCACCCUGGGGCCCGGCACCAUGGGCCUGAGCACCCGCUACAGCCCCCAGUUCACCCUGCAGCACGUGCCCGACUACCGCCAGAACGUCUACAUCCCCGGCAGCACGGCCACCCUCACCUCCAACCCCCAGCAGCAGCAGGCCACCGCCCAGCAGGCGGCCCAGCAGGCGCUGCCCCCGCCCCAGAUGUCGGCACAGCCCGAGCCCCCCAAGGCCGCCCAGACCCCUGCCUCCAAGAAGAAGUCCACCAAGAAGGAGAAGAAGUAGAUCUGGACGGCGAGAGGAGGAAUGAUGAGCCCGGCCGGAUCUGAUGAGAAAUCCAACCCCCCGUAUCCCCCCAUUAGGUAUCUCACUGCUCUGCUGUCACUCAUGCGAGCCACGGUCUAAUUAAUGACAGCAAAUCAAUUUUGGCCGCAUGGACGAUGUUGAUGGUUCUUUGAGAGAUCGUCUUGAAGAAUCAGAAUGUGUUGAAGGCUGUCGAUGGUGUUGAUAACCCCGUGCUGUGCUAAAGGUCUCGUGUUGCUCCUGUGAUCUUUGUUGGUAGAUAUUUUUGGCAGGGUAUGGGGGGUUAUUGUGAUUUUUUUCUUUCUUUUUUUCUUUUGGCAAAAUCAAAUGAACUUGGACAAAGAGAUUCAGUGUAACAAACCUUGCUGGGAUGACAAGGUUAUACGCAGUGAUGUAUUAAGAGGUGAAAUGUUGAUGUCUUUCAUGUUGGAUUUAUUGUUCUUUCCCGGAGAUGGAAAGUCAGCCGUUGUAAAGUACGCUAGUUGCCAUCCAUUAGAUUCCUAUGUACGAUCAGCCUUGCAGGGUCCUGAAGCAUAAGUCCUGUGGAUAUGAGGCUGUUGAUCGACAGGUAUUACAAACUCGUCUGCAUGCUCUUUGAGGUUCAAACCACAUAUACUAGUUUAGAGUUACAAACUAUGCAUUGCAAAAGCAAAGAGGCCGACACCCUGAGUCUAUUAUCCUCGCUCCAAUCGCAGGUCAACACAAUGCACAUGUAGCAUUUACUUGACUCAAAAUGAAAAUUACCUUUGUAAUCAUAGUUUAAAAGAUAAGAUUUUAAGCUCCUGUUGGUUGGUUAUUUUUUUUGAUGACCUGAGCAUGCACCCGGAGGAAGGGCUGGUCACAGGGUGGAGUGGCAUGACAUCGUUUAAUGGAGUCACAAGCCAUGCUGUCCUCGCAGGUGGUGGAACAGCAGGGGACCGGCUCCUGGUGUAGCACUUCCAGAUGGGCACAGACAUGUCCUGCACCCUUUACCGUCCCCUCUUCACAUCCAGCUCGUGUCCUCCCCUCACUCACUACCCCACGUUGAGAGCCAAACAAAGAAAAUGCACUGUUCGUACUCUGAAGGUGAGAUGAUGUAGGGGGUAGUAUAUCACGUCGGUCUUUAGGGAAAACGCGUAGAUGUGGUAAACUUAAGUGCUUAGGAGUUUCUAGACACUUUGCAGGCCUCUAGGGCCUAGAUGGAGUAUCUCCCCUCACUAUCCUGAAGUGCUGGAGAAAACGUAUUUGAUGUGACACAAUAACAUGCUUUCUUUUUCUUUGGGAGAUAACGAUUCAAUAGCAUAGAGGAAUUGUUUGCAUAAGAAGUUAAGUCUUUGCGUUGCCGUCCAUCUGUCCGUCAGGCCCCUGGCCAGAUACAAGUGCAUGAGAAAAAGGCAGCUUGCAGGCUGAGUCAGGGUGAGUGGAGGGCGUGGUGAAGGGUACGCCGGCGGAGGUGGCACCGUCACAUCAGCCAGGAGGGUGGGGAACAACCUUGGCUCUACCCACUGAAUGUACAGAGGAACCGCUGUUGACCUGCCCACUCUCUAAACUUUCUCUAAUGCACUGACCCAGGUAGAGGUCAACUGAGCCCGGCUCGGCUGACACCACCCGACAGCCUUUUGAAACAUCCGUCUCCACUGAAAACAACGGGAAACCUCCACCUCUGUACCGCUCACCUCUCCCCUCCACUCCCUGGUCCUGUGAGCCCCCUCUCCACUGUAAAUAAACACAAGUCCUGUCGAUGGUAUGAGCCAGUUCUUUGUAAAGUAGGGACCACGUCCAACAUUUUCAAAAUAAAAGUCCCUCUCCACAAGGCGUGGCUCACUACUGGAAUGUGUUGCAUUUUGUUUUUCAAGAAAAAUAAGAAAACCACAGUUUGAAAAAAAAAAAAAUCAAUAAUGAGUAAAAAUCUGAGAUGUUCUUCAACAGUUUGUGUUGCAAUGUAGUAACUAAGCACCAUGGAAGCCAACUAACUCUUCAGUGUAAAUAAACAAAUUAAAGAUAACUUUAGAUAAGUAAACAAAGUGACACACGUAGACUAGUUAACUUGUGAUCUGUGUUGCGCAUAUUUUUGUGUUCAUUUUCUCUCUACUAUCUUUUAUCACCCUGUAAAGAAAGAAAACAAAAAAAAUGGAAAUGUUUCUAUCCUUCUGUAACCUCUUAAUGUUCUUUUGCCGUGAUUUUAUCUUGUGCAUUUGUGAAAGAAUGCCUCUCUUUCUGUCCAUAUGAACAAAUGAUUAUAAAUAUUAUAUAUGUGUACGUCCGUCCGCUGCUGAAUUAAUACUGCUCUAUCCUGCUGUAUUAUCUUUCUUAUCAAAUGCUUAGCCCCCACGCUAUACCCCUGUGUUACUCUCUUAUUUUUAUGCUAAUAUUUAUAUUGCUGUUUUAUUUUCUCUUGGACACUGACAUUUCAAAUAAAAAGAUUCUGAAAUCAUUGAAGAAA
Molecule: messenger RNA, 5951 nt
Organism: Scophthalmus maximus (turbot)
Lineage: Eukaryota; Metazoa; Chordata; Actinopteri; Pleuronectiformes; Scophthalmidae
Product: protocadherin gamma-C5-like
Exons: 5
Coding region: 632-3511 (959 amino acids)
Biological process (GO): homophilic cell-cell adhesion
Cellular component (GO): plasma membrane
Molecular function (GO): calcium ion binding
Source: RefSeq, a predicted model, not a curated record